Hirsutella rhossiliensis is the source of this 618-nucleotide messenger RNA. RefSeq names its product isochorismatase family domain-containing protein. Bases 1 to 618 code for a protein of 205 amino acids. Lineage: Eukaryota; Fungi; Ascomycota; Sordariomycetes; Hypocreales; Ophiocordycipitaceae. The record is from RefSeq and is a predicted model, not a curated record. The transcript has 3 exons.
AUGCAGAAUGACUUCUGCCUACCUAAUGGUAGCCUAUCCGUCAGCGGCUCCCUCGACAUCGUCCCAGCCAUAAACGAGCUUCUCGCUCUUAACUUCACACUCAAAGUCUUAACCCGCGACUGGCACCCGGAAAACCACAUCUCCUUCGCCACCAACCACCAGGGCCAGAACAUAUCUGAGAUAGCCAUUGCCAACCCCCAAAAUACCUCGCAAACCUACACAACCCCCCUCUGGCCCAAGCACUGUGUACAGAACACUGCUGGCGCGGAUUUCGUAUCGGGACUCAACAUCAACAAUGCAAACGCGUGCGUCAGCAAGGGCCAGAAUCCCGACACGGAGAUGUUCUCGGCAUUUUACGACAAAUUCAAGGUCAACGACACCGGGCUGUUGGGACUGCUCACCGAGGCCAGAGUGACAGACGUGUACGCUGUGGGUGUGGCGGCAGAUUUCUGCGUCAAGGAGACGGCUUUCGAUGCUUCUGAGAAAUUCACAACCUAUAUUGUCGACGAUGCCACGAAGGUUAUUAAAAUGGGAGAUGAGGAAGUCCAGAGGGUCAGGGAUCGCCCGAACGACGGGGUCAGCACAAGCGAGCCCAGCGGGCCCAAUUGCCCCGAGUAG